This is a messenger RNA of Spizellomyces punctatus DAOM BR117, 3406 nucleotides long. RefSeq lists its product as uncharacterized. The record is from RefSeq and is a predicted model, not a curated record. Bases 5 to 3106 code for a protein of 1033 amino acids. Gene Ontology annotation, biological process: regulation of transcription by RNA polymerase II; nucleosome organization. The transcript has 13 exons. Gene Ontology annotation, cellular component: nucleus; chromatin. Gene Ontology annotation, molecular function: ATP hydrolysis activity; nucleosome binding; DNA binding. Lineage: Eukaryota; Fungi; Chytridiomycota; Chytridiomycetes; Spizellomycetales; Spizellomycetaceae.
AGCCAUGUCAUCGAUAGACAAUCCUGAACAAGCGGAGGCUGUAAGCGCAGAGGAGAAUAAUGGGACCGUUAGCGACGGUAUGGAUGUCGACGAUGACCUGCAGACGGAAAGUGAGAAGAGCACACAAGAGGCUAGACAUGUAAAACGCCCGGUCGACCGCGCCUUGAAUGCCAAACGAAAGGCAGGGUUUGCCAGAGAUUCUGAGGAACUGCAGCGAAAGAAAGCAAAGGACCAGCAAAAGCGAUAUGCCUAUCUUAUGGGUCAGACAGAGCUUUUCGCACAUUUCAUCAACAUAAAUAAGAUGAAAGGUAUGGAUGUCACGGCGUUGGAGGAAGCAGCGGACGCUGAGAAGGCAAAGAAAAGCUCCAAGAUCGGAUCACGACGUCAUCGCAAAACUGAGAAGGAAGAAGAUGAAGAACUUUUAAAGGACGAGCAGGAGGAGGAGCCAGCUCCGUUUGUCUUCGAUGAAUCUCCACCGUAUGUCAAGCACGCUCCAAUGAGAGACUACCAGGUUCAAGGCUUGAACUGGUUGAUCUCACUCUUUGAAAAUGGAAUCAACGGAAUUCUUGCAGAUGAGAUGGGUCUUGGGAAAACGCUUCAAUCCAUAUCAUUUUUGGGUUACCUUAAGCAUUUCCAGUCGAUCGAUGGACCUCAUCUGGUUAUAGUUCCAAAGUCUACUUUACACAACUGGGUGAACGAAUUCAAGCGAUGGGUGCCCUCAUUAGAUGUUUUUAUGUUCCAUGGGAGUAAGCCGGAACGACAAGCAGUAGUGCAAGACAAGUUGCUAGCCCAAGACUUUGAAGUUUGCGUGACAUCUUACGAGAUGUGCCUCUUGGAGAAGGCACAUUUCCGGAAAUUGUCUUGGCAGUACAUUGUCAUUGACGAGGCACAUAGAAUCAAGAAUGAAAACUCGGCCCUGUCUCAAAUCGUGCGAGAGUUUCAGUGUCGUAAUCGCCUGUUGUUAACGGGAACCCCUCUCCAGAACAACUUGCACGAGCUAUGGGCACUCUUGAAUUUCCUUCUUCCAGACAUUUUCAGUUCGUCAGAAGAUUUUGACCGAUGGUUUGAGUCUCAAGGAGGAGACCAGGAUAAGGUCGUCUCCCAGCUCCACAAGGUCCUCCGACCGUUUUUACUCAGGCGUAUCAAAGCAGAUGUUGAGAAAUCGCUCUUACCAAAAAAGAGGGUCAAUAUCUAUGUUGGGAUGAGCGCGAUGCAGCGAAGAUGGUAUCGGAACCUGCUUGAAAAGGACAUUGACGCAGUAAAUGAUGCUCUCGGCGACAAGCAGAGUAAAACUCGGCUUACAAGGUUGCAAAACAUUGUGAUGCAACUGCGUAAAUGUUGUAACCAUCCGUACCUCUUCGAUGGUGCAGAGCCAGGACCACCUUAUACAACUGACGAGCAUAUCAUUGAAAAUGCAGGAAAGAUGGUAGUUUUAGACAAGCUGUUGGAGCGCUCAAAAGCUCAAGGGUCGCGCGUGCUCUUGUUUAGUCAGAUGAGCAGAAUGCUAGAUAUUCUGGAGGAUUAUUGCAUCUUUCGUGGAUAUCAAUACUGCCGAAUAGAUGGACAGACUCCGCAUGAGGAUCGGGUUGCCAGUAUCGAUGAAUACAACAAACCCGACAGUUCCAAAUUUAUAUUCUUAUUGACUACACGGGCGGGCGGUCUCGGCAUCAACUUGGCUACCGCGGACACUGUCAUCAUGUACGAUAGCGACUGGAAUCCGCAAGUUGACCUUCAAGCUGAGGAUCGCGCACAUCGUAUCGGGCAGAAAAAGCAAGUCGUUGUUUUCCGAUUUAUCACCGAGAAUGCAGUUGAAGAAAAAGUCAUCGAUCGUGCAACACAAAAGCUUCGUCUUGACCAGCUCGUCAUUCAACAAGGCAGAUCCGUGCAAAAUAGUAAAGCGGCAUCCAAGGAUGACCUUGUCUCGAUGAUUCAACAUGGAGCACAGGAUAUUUUCAAGUCGACGGACAGUACGAUUACAGGAGAUAAUAUUGAAGAGGUUCUCAAGCGAUCCGAACAGAAGACUGCAGAGCUGGACUCAAAAUAUGCCAACAUGGGUCUUGAUGAUCUGCAAAAAUUCAGCUUAGCGGGUGGCGGGAGUGUCUACGAAUGGGAAGGUGCAGACUUCCGAAAAAAGGAAGGCGGUAGCUUUGGAUGGAUUGGACCCGCUAAGCGCGAGCGAAAGAACCUUUUGGCAUCGUAUUCCGAGCAGGAGUAUUACAAGGUUAUGCUACAAACAGGAGGCCGAACUGCAAAGGAGAAGGCUCCCAAGCCACCAAGAAUUGCAAACAUCCAAGAUUUCCAGUUCUAUCCGGCGCGUCUGAAGGAUUUGCAAGAAAGAGAAAUCCUCGCUUUCCGCAAAGAGAUUGGGUAUAAAGUGAGGCCCGAGGAUGUAGAAGGUGAAAAUGAAGAAGAUACAGCGGAGAAAAUGAAGGAAGAGCAAGCCAAGGUUGAUCAAGCUGAGCCGCUCUCCGAAGCUGAAAUUGCUGAAAAGGAGAAACUGUUGACCAAAGGAUUUGGCGAUUGGUCGAAGCGAGACUUCAUCGCAUUUUGCAAGGCUAACGAGAAGAACGGAAGACAUGAUCUUGAGGCAAUUGCGCAAGAAGUGGAGGGGAAAACCGCAUCCGAGGUGAAACAGUACGCGGCUGUGUUCUGGAAGCGCUUCAGAGAAAUUGCCGAUUAUGAGAAGAUCAUUGCGAACAUAGAAAAAGGUGAAGCCAAAUUGAAAAGGACUCAGGAAAUUCAGGAUGCCUUGACGGCAAAGGUUAGGCAGCACCGUGCCCCCUUGCAGCAACUGAAGAUACAGUAUUUGCAAAGCAAGGGCAAAAACUUCACAGAGGAGGAAGACCGCUUUUUGCUCGUCAUGUUGGAACGCUUCGGCUAUGGUUCAGAUGAUGUCUACGAUAAAAUCUUGGACGAGGUGAAACGGUCACCCCUAUUCCGAUUUGAUUGGUUCAUCAAGUCCCGCACAGCGCAAGAAAUUCAACGGCGAUGCAAUACUCUAGUUAGUCUCAUAUCGAAAGAGACCGCGGAGGUGGAGGAGGAGAAAGACGAAAAGAAGAGAAAAGGGAGAGACGAUAGCAAGGGAAGCGCAAAAAAACGGAAGUAGCUUAGAUUAUGUCUUGUAAAUAGUAUAAUGCUGUUCUGGCGCAUCCGGCGUCUGUGUUCUUAGCUUACGUCCAAACUACAGGUCUGAAGCGGCCCUCCCACUAAGUCUACUAGAAGUGAGAAUAGGAAUUCGAUCGAUCUACGCCACUAACAAAGUUAGACUGACUGCUGUCGCAAACCAAGAUAAAUCGGGAAAAUUAGAAGCAGGCCGGUCACGACGGUUAGGGACAGAUUGACCGCCCAGAAAUGUCCGUUCAUCAAAUCGAGAGCCACAUAAUUGAACAGGUACUGCAGCAUCGAA